Messenger RNA from Trichoplax adhaerens, 180 nucleotides. RefSeq lists its product as uncharacterized. Gene Ontology annotation, biological process: regulation of transcription by RNA polymerase II. Gene Ontology annotation, molecular function: DNA-binding transcription factor activity, RNA polymerase II-specific; RNA polymerase II transcription regulatory region sequence-specific DNA binding. The annotation marks the transcript as partial. The record is from RefSeq and is a predicted model, not a curated record. NCBI's taxonomy places the organism in Eukaryota, Metazoa, Placozoa, Uniplacotomia, Trichoplacea, Trichoplacidae. The transcript is spliced from 2 exons.
AGGAAAAGAUAUCGAACAACUUUUACCAGUCAACAGUUGGAAGAACUAGAAAGAGCAUUUGAACUGGCGCCUUAUCCCGAUGUAUUUACUCGCGAAGAUUUAGCAACUAAAAUUUCCUUAACUGAAGCACGCGUCCAGGUUUGGUUCCAAAAUAGGCGUGCCAAAUGGAGAAAAAAAGAA